AGCGUAUAGGUCAAGGACACACGAGAGCGGGUGGAGCCUCGCUCUGGUUCUUUUGUCCUGUCGUGCUGUGCUGCUGGUGUGUUUGUGUUCUCCUGCUCCUGCUGCUCAGGCUAACUGUUCUUUGCUCCAACAGAGGAGCGUUGGGAGCUGCGCCUCCGCCUGCGUCGCUAUGGACACUUUUUUCCGCAGACACUUUAGACGAAAGGAAGCUGUGCCGGUGGAUGUGGAGGCUGCACCCUGCCACCAGCGCAGGCCCAGUGUGGCCGUCCCCACCAGUAAGGCGCGCCGCAGGUCCAGUGUCGGCCUGCCGUCCUCCACGCUGACUCAGCAGCGCCGCUCCAGUGGCCACCUGCAGAGUGGCGCAGGAGGGGGCCGUCUGGCCAAGACACCCAGACCCGGCGCGCACGCUCGGAGGCGCUCCAGCACCACCACGCCCGGCCUCAACCCGCGCCUCGCUGUGUGUCGGAGGAAGGUGGGGAAGCUGCGCGCCAUCCACACCCACCUGCUGGGGCCGUCCAUGCUGCUGGCUAGUGUGAUCCAGAUGGCCGAGGAGGACGAGGACGGGGGGCUGCCGGCCGGAGAGCAGCAGGUGGAGGUGAGGGGUGGGACCGACACCACGAGGAUGCAUUCUCGCUCCAGCAGCCUCCACUCGGUCGGAGCGGAUGACAGCAGCGACUACUCCAGCCACUCAGAGUCCAGCCAGCUGUCAGCGGAGGAGGACGGCGCCACCUGGCCUCCUGACCAGAGACUCUCCUCCUCCUCCUCCUCCACUACCACCUCCACGGCCGGCCUGGAGAUGAUGAGAAAGACUCCCCGGCUUCCGUCCGCGUCGCGGCCCCUGAUCCGGGCCCCUCGGUGCCUUCGCAGGAAUUCCUCUCAGGUGUUUGCAGGUGACUCUGCUCCUUAUUGCUACCGCUACCGCGCCUCCAGCCAAAGGAAGCGGAGGAGGCUCUCCACCAUCUCCAAGGCCGGGAGCCCCUGGCCGGGGAGAGGCCCCCCCCUGUUCUGCCGCAGGAGCUCCGUCCACUACCUCAACCAUCCAGCCUUCUGCAGGGGCCCCGGGGCCCUGAGCCCACUGGGGGCCCACGACUGGCGCCUGGAGAGCUGGAACGCCUUCCUGCUAAAAGCCAUCGCAAAAUCCGGUGUGCAGGCGAGCGCGUCCUCAGCCGGACAGGAGCCCAGCAGCACCGUCGACUGGACUGACAACGCCCAGUUUGGCGACCACAUCUGGUUUGAGACCAGCGGUUCUGGAGACUUCUGUUUUGUUGGAGAGCAGUACUGCAUGGCUAAGUCUCUGCAGAAGUCGGUGGCAAGAAGGAAGUGCGCCGGCUGUAAGAUCUUGGUCCACAACACCUGCAUGGAGCAGCUGGAAAAGAUCAACUUCAGGUGCAAGCCGUCAUUUCGGGAACCAGGCUCUCGGGCCGUCAGAGAGCCCAACGUUGUGCGACACCACUGGGUCCACAGGAGACGUCAGACGGGGAAGUGCCGGCAGUGUGGGAAGGGCUUUCAGCAGAAGUUCUCAUUUCACAGCAAAGAGAUUGUGGCCAUCAGCUGCUCAUGGUGCAAACAGGCGUACCACAACAAGGUGACCUGCUUCAUGCUGCAGCAGAUCGAGGAGAGCUGCUCUCUGGGGGCUCACGCGGCUGUCAUCAUCCCCCCCACGUGGAUCGUCAGGGUCCGCCGACCGCAGUCCCUGAAGAGCAGUAAGAAGAAGAAGAGGACAUCACUGAAAUGCAACAAAUCGAGCAAAAAGGGAGGCGAGGUCCAGGAUGGCCGCUGGAAGCCCUUCCUGGUGAAGCCCCUCCCAUCUCAGCUCAUGAAGCCCCUGCUAGUGUUUGUGAACCCGAAGAGCGGAGGAAACCAGGGAGCCAAGAUCAUCCAGUCCUUCAUGUGGUACCUGAACCCACGGCAGGUGUUCGACCUGACAAAGGGGGGACCCAGAGAAGGGUUGGAGUUUUAUGCCAAGGUGCCCAACCUGAGGAUCCUGGCCUGCGGAGGAGACGGAACCGUUGGGUGGAUUCUGUCAGUUUUGGACCAGUUGACGCUUCGUCCUCCGCCUCCUGUGGCUGUGCUCCCACUGGGGACAGGUAACGACCUGGCCAGGACACUGAACUGGGGAGGGGGAUACACCGACGAACCCAUCACUAAGAUCCUGUCACACGUCGAGGAUGGCGUCAUCGUGCAGCUGGACCGCUGGAACCUGAACGUGGAGCCAAACCCAGAGGCCCAAGCAGAGGACAGGGAGGGUAAUCAGACCGACAAGCUUCCCAUUGACGUCUUUAACAACUACUUCAGUCUGGGCUUCGAUGCUCACGUCACGCUUGGCUUUCAUGAAUCUCGAGAGGCAAACCCAGAAAAGUUUAACAGUCGCUUCAGGAAUAAGAUGUUCUACGCAGGGACGGCCUUCUCAGAUUUCCUAAGUGGGAGUUCGAAGGAUCUAGCCAAACAAAUCAGGGUGGUGUGUGACGGCACAGACCUGACGGCAAAGAUCCAGGAGAUGAAGCUGCAGUGUCUGCUCUUCCUCAACAUCCCCAGGUACUGUGCAGGAACCAUCCCAUGGGGUCACCCCAGCGACCAUCAGGACUUUGAGCCUCAGCGCCACGACGACGGCUGCAUUGAGGUCAUCGGCUUCACCAUGACGUCGCUGGCCACGCUGCAGGUGGGCGGCCACGGCGAGCGGCUCCACCAGUGCAAAGACGUCACGCUCACCACCUUCAAGUCCAUCCCCAUGCAGGUGGACGGGGAGCCCUGCAAGCUAGCGCCGUCUGUGAUCCACAUCAGCCUGAGGAACCAGGCCAACAUGGUGCAGAAGGCCAAGAGGAGGAUGUCCAUGCCCCACCUCAACGAUCGGCUGCCGGUCCCUGACCCGCUGCAGAUCCCCGUCAACAGAAUCAGCAUGGCGGCGUACGACGCUCUGCACUAUGAUAUGGACCAGCUGAAGGAGGCCUCGACUCCACUCGGGGUGAUCACGGUCCCCGGAGAUAGUGACCUGGAGACGUGUCGUCUGCUCAUUGAGCGUUUGCAGGACAACUUGGACCAGGGAGAGUGUGCGUCUUCGCAGAAACUUUCCAGGAAGUGGUGUUUCCUCGACUGUACGACUGCCGACCGCUUCUACAGGAUCGACCGAGCUCAGGAGCACCUGAACAUUGUGACGGAGAUCUCUCAGGACGAGCUGUACAUCCUGGACCCGGAGCUGGUCGUCAAGGAGACGGUGGGCACCUCCCCCAGCAUGCCAGACCUGGUGGACUCGGAGGAGCACCAGGAGCAGAGACAAUUUGCCUUCCCCACUUGCUCGGCCUCACCAAGACCAUCCAGUUCUACCACUCAAGACCCUGACAAAGAAGCAGAGCUGAUCAGCUGUAUCAGAACCGAGGACCUGAACAGAUUGACGGAGCUCCACCAGCAGGGGGCCAACAUUCUGCUGCAGGACGGAUCGGGCCGCACGCUGCUGCAUCACGCUGUGCAGGUCGGCAGCAAGGAUAUCGUCCAAUUCCUCAUCAGCAACGUCCCGAUGUCUCACCUGGACCUAACGGAGAAAUCCACAGGAGAGACGGCGCUGCACAAAGCCGCGGCCGCCUGUCAGAGGAGCAUCUGUCAUUACCUGGUGGCAGCCGGGGCGUCGCUCAUGAAGACGGACCUGCAGGGUGAAACUCCCAAACAACACGCUGAGAAGGCCGAUGACCAGGAGCUGGCCCACUACCUGGAGAACCGCCAGCACUACCAGAUGAUCCAGAGGGAAGACCAGGAGACGGCGGUCUGACCUCUGACCUCCGGCUCAGCGCCUCCUUCUGUCUUUAGGCUUUAGAUUCAUUCUGUCUUUGUGUUCGACACUUAAGGCCGGGUCGAAGGAGAACCAGAAUCAGCUAAUGCUUGUUAUUGCUGUUCUCUGUAAAAACCCUUGUGGAUUCGGAUCAGGCCAGGGAAACCCGGGUGCCGGCUCUGACCCGGACCCCCACAGCUUCAGCCAGAGCAGAAACAACCUCUUUAGGCUUGUAGUGACUGAUGCAUUCGCUUGCCUGCAGUAAAACGUGUCUGUAGAUUUAACAAUGGAGUCAGUGACUCGUGAUUUACUGGUUUUACUGGUUCUGAGUUUCUCUGCUGUAAACAAACUGUUGGUGUUGAUUCACUAUUCGUGUUUUUGCAGCAGCUGCUUCAGGUUCUGUCUAAUCUGUUACUAUUCAGGUUCAGGUGUGUAUCAGAUCCAGGUACCACCCAGGAACCCGAUGCCUCUCUGGCCGUGGCUGGUACCAGAGUCCAACAUGAGGAGAGCUGCAGGAACAGUACAGCAGGCGGGUCAGGGACAAAACAGAACCUGCUGGCAGAAGGGCAGAUCAAAGCAGAACUUUGUGUUAUGAACCAGAACCUGAACCCACCUGGUGGCUGCAGGACCACGAUUUGGGCCUGAUUUAUCACUGAUGGUUCUGUGUUUUGCACAAACAUCAUUGGUUAACCGAUGGAACAAAACGAACGACCAAGUUCUGUGUGCGUCUCUGUCGGUUCUUUCUGUUUAUUCUACCUCUGUCAUGUUUCUGGAAAUGAAUCCUCCUCAAAUCAAA
This is a messenger RNA of Betta splendens (Siamese fighting fish), 4556 nucleotides long. RefSeq names its product diacylglycerol kinase, zeta b (gene dgkzb). The record is from RefSeq and is a predicted model, not a curated record. Gene Ontology annotation, cellular component: nucleus. Gene Ontology annotation, molecular function: ATP-dependent diacylglycerol kinase activity; protein binding. Bases 170 to 3760 code for a protein of 1196 amino acids. Gene Ontology annotation, biological process: lipid phosphorylation; regulation of synaptic transmission, glutamatergic; diacylglycerol metabolic process. The transcript has 31 exons. NCBI's taxonomy places the organism in Eukaryota, Metazoa, Chordata, Actinopteri, Anabantiformes, Osphronemidae.